AUGCUAAGCUGGAAUAUUGGAGCCACAGGUUCUUGUAUUUUCUGUGGGGAGAUGGAGAGUAGAAACCAUUUGUUCUUGGACUGCGAGUACUCGGAGGAGGUAUGGUAUGGAGAGGUCUUGCUGGGAAAGUGGGAGGAUAUGACUGAUCUUCUUCUUGAUGAGGAACAAGACAUGAUACCUCUGUUCAUUCUGAAAUAUGCAUUUCAAACAACAGUCUAUUGGAUCUGGAGAGAGAGGAAUGGGCGACGACAUGGAGACAAACCCGCCCUCCCAACUCGUAUGCAGCAGUUUAUUGACAAGCAGAUCCCUAAUAGAUUGACUUCUAUUCGGAAAAUGGGUGACGGAAGAUACAAGGCUGGAUUGCAAACCUGGUUUGCUAACUCUUGA
Microthlaspi erraticum is the source of this 387-nucleotide messenger RNA. The record is from the annotation of a GenBank genome assembly. NCBI's taxonomy places the organism in Eukaryota, Viridiplantae, Streptophyta, Magnoliopsida, Brassicales, Brassicaceae.